Molecule: messenger RNA, 363 nt
Organism: Acaulospora morrowiae
Lineage: Eukaryota; Fungi; Glomeromycota; Glomeromycetes; Diversisporales; Acaulosporaceae
Source: the annotation of a GenBank genome assembly
AUGUCAAAUUCAAUGGCAUCUAUAAUUGCUUCCAGCAAUAAGCAGAGCUCGGUGCAUCUAACACAUCAAAUCGAUGAAAAUACCUUGCAUUUAGAUUCUAUUGUUACUUUCGAUAAGCGGGUUAAAAAUAGAAAACCAAGAUCUAGGGGCAUAGCCCCAUUGCAAAGCAAUAAAUCUGUACGGAUUUCUGAUUCAUCUAAUAGUGGAGCUAGUGCCGAGGCACAUAUAAUCAAUAGGGGUGAUAUACCCAAUACCCUAACAAAAAAAGCAAAAAAAAAUGACCUGUAUACUUUAAUUGAACGUGAUCGUAAAGAAUUAGAAGUAGUCGAACGUGAAUCAGAAAGAAUUUUAGCCACGAAGUGA